AUGGCGACAAAGAGGAACUUUAAGCUAACGGAGAAGAUCCUGAAGGAAGCGUAUGCGCAGCAAAAGGAAGUCAAGGAUGAAGAAAACGCUCCCAUGAGCUCCUUCUCCUUCAAGCAACCAUUGUAUGAGUUGGAAGAUGUUAUUGAUGAUGAUGUUGAUGUUGAUGAGAUCCAGAGCCAACUUGAUUACCACGAGGAUAUGGAGAAAGAAGAGAAGUUAUUACUAGAUGCCUUCUUUAACAAAGAUGGGGAUUCAAUAGCAAAACGUCUCUCUGAUGCUAUUACUUCUUCACUUGAAGCUAAACAGCAUAUUGCUGCUACAGGCUCAGCUUGUGUUUCAGAAACUGACUACUAUCAAAAGCUGGGAGAUUUUAUGAGUCUAUACACACACGGCAAAAUGCCGAAAGCUCUUAACCAUCUUACUAGACUGGAAAAUUGGGAAAGUUUAUUGAAGUUGACUCAACCAGAGAGUUGGUCUCCAAAUGCAAUGUACAAGGCUACAAACAUGUUUGCCUCCAGCACCGAAGCUGAACGCUUCUAUGAACUUUUUCUUCUUCCUAGAGUCAGAGAGGAUAUCAGAAUCCACAAAAAGCUACAUUUUUGUCUCUACCAAUCUUUGAAAAGGUCACUCUUCAAGCCCAAAGGAUUAUACUGUGGGAUUCUACUUCCACUCUGUAAGUCUGGAACAUGCACCAUCCCCGAAGCUGUAAUUAUAGGGAGUAUAAUACACAAGUUUUCUAUUCCUAAAAAUUUUUCAAGUGCCGCCUUGGUAUGUUUGGCGGAGAUGGAGUUUCUUGGCACAAGAAGUUACUUCAUGAAAGCUAUCCUGGAGAAGAAAUAUGCGCUGGCUCAUCUGGCCAUUGAUGCGGUCGCUGCUCACUUCUUGAGAUUUCGUAAGCAGACUAAAGUUAUGCCGGUCAUUUGGCACCAAACUCUUCUCGCCUUUGUACAACGGUACAAGCAUGAACUAAGAAAGGAGGAUAAAAAGAGUCUCACAAGUCUACUUGAGAAGCAAAAUCACGAGCUAAUUACUCCUGAAAUUGUGAGAGAGCUUAUUAGUAGCAGAAACCGUGGAGAGAUGGAGGAUAAUUGAUGUAUAGAGGAUAUUUAGAAUAAUUAUCUUAUUUAUUUAAUGUUUUAUUUAGAGUUUAUUUAUUAUUAAUAUAAUUAUCUCUAGUGUUUAG
Molecule: messenger RNA, 1183 nt
Organism: Brassica oleracea var. oleracea
Lineage: Eukaryota; Viridiplantae; Streptophyta; Magnoliopsida; Brassicales; Brassicaceae
Product: bystin-like
Exons: 10
Coding region: 1-1092 (363 amino acids)
Biological process (GO): rRNA processing
Cellular component (GO): nucleolus; cytoplasm; preribosome, small subunit precursor
Molecular function (GO): snoRNA binding
Source: RefSeq, a predicted model, not a curated record